This is a messenger RNA of Seriola aureovittata, 5337 nucleotides long. RefSeq names its product rhotekin a (gene rtkna). NCBI's taxonomy places the organism in Eukaryota, Metazoa, Chordata, Actinopteri, Carangiformes, Carangidae. Gene Ontology annotation, cellular component: actomyosin contractile ring. Gene Ontology annotation, biological process: actomyosin contractile ring assembly; signal transduction; mitotic cytokinesis. The transcript has 11 exons. The record is from RefSeq and is a predicted model, not a curated record. Bases 1326 to 3401 code for a protein of 691 amino acids.
GUGGCUGAGAGUCACACGGAGUGUAAACUCUUGUUCUGAGGACAGGAAACUGGCCACCAAACAGCUGGAGUGAUGGGAAAGGAGACUGGAUUUGCCCUUGCUUAUUUUUCUGCGUGGAAAUAUUUGUUCCUUUAAGAAAAACUUUCUCACAUUUUUGAAACAUCGAACUUGUAGCACUGAAUGUGAAAUUGGGAGCCGCUAUUUUUGUUGGAUGUGGUAAGAAUUUCCAAGAGAGACGUAAAUGAAUAUUUAAUGGGCUAAGUGAUAAAAGAUUGAAACGAUCUGUGACACUGGGGAUCGGUGCUAUGAAAUAUGUAUUUGAAUUGGCCAAAUGCUUGUGACCCUGUGACCCACUAAGGCACACCUUCCCCUUCUUCAGUUUUCUCUCCGUUUAUCAGUUUGUAACAGCAGUAAGCACGAAUAUUUUAUUUAUCUAAAAACGUAGGCUAAUAAUACAAUUGUCCAUUGUUUAAUUAUCAGUCCUAGACUUUUUUGCGUCAAAUUAGUGUUAGAUAACAUUUCUGGGUGUUCAUUUUCACCCUUGCCUCUCCUCGUGAGGGGCGCCAGCUGACACGGUUAUAAUUUCCCCAUUUAUUAUCAAGCCAGUAAAAAGAACAAAGCUCUCCACCCCGCUAUGCAUGUGUGGUGGUGCGGUAUUUGCAAUUUGUUUGUUUAAAAGGGCGUGGGGGGCUCCUACAGUAAUAUCUCUCUAUUUCUUUCCGCUCUUUCUUCUUUUUAAAAAAAAAAAAGUUCAUUACCAUCAUCAGAGACGCGUCGUAGGGGUUAAUUUAGCGCCGAGUUGGGGAGCGUCCGGGCGCACACAGUGGGCUAGUUGUGUCGAUCACUCCCGCAGAGGCGAUGCCCUUUUGUGGAGAGGUCUCUUGUCACACAGAGGACAGACGGCAUUCACAGUCGGGACACAGGGACACAAAGAGAAGAACUGCAUUUUAAAAGACUCUAUUCUUUCCCCGCAGCCGAUGGGUGUUGACUGUGGGUGUUUCAGAGGAUCUUUGUUGCCCGGAGAAAAGUAGAGAAGAAGAAUACGCGCCGUGAACGGGUUGGGGGAAUUUUAUGGACAGGGUUACUACAGUGCAGCUGAUGCUGUCAUCUACUCCACCUCUGCCUGCUUUCCCGCAGUUGCUAAUCUUGUUUUGGAUGAGGAGCGGAACUUUUACGCAGUGUUUACGCACUGACUGUUCCGAGUCUGGAAUGAACAGGAACUGUUCACAAUGAACUUUUUUGCCUGCUCGGUACCUGCGGGACAGCGGUUUGAGCCCGAUUAUUAACUCCAAGAAGAAGUCAUUUUGUGGAUAUCUGCUUAAAGGAUGCCAGUUGAUAAAUUCACAAACAUGGAGGAAAAACUGUGGAUAUUAGAGGAUCUCAAUAUGAUGUACAUCCGCCAGAUUGCACUCAGUUUACAGGACAGCGACAUCCAGAAGAAGAUUGACCAUGAGAUCCGGAUGCGUGAUGGGGCCUGCAAGCUGCUGGCUGCCUGCUCCCAGAGAGACCAGGCGCUGGAGGCAGCCAAGAGCCUGCAGACCUGCAGCACCCGUAUCAUGGCCUACAUGUCGGAGCUGCAGAGGAUGAAGGAAGCUCAGGUCAUGCAGAAGGUCACGCGAAGGUCGUCGGAUGCAGGACCAAUGGACGACAGACUCCCAUGCAAAGGAAAAGUGGCCAUCUCAGAUCUUCGUAUCCCUCUCAUGUGGAAAGACACAGAGUACUUCAAGAACAAAGGAGAGCUUCAUCGGUGUGCGGUGUUCUGCCUGCUCCAGCUGGGAGGAGAGAUCUUUGACACAGACAUGGUGAUAGUGGACCGGACUCUCACUGAUAUUUGCUUUGACAACGCCAUUGUUUUUAGCGAAGCCAGCCCGGGUUUUGAGCUCCGUGUCGAGCUGUACAGCUGCUGCUCAGAGGACGACUACUCAGCAGGGAGCACACCAAGGAAACUAGCCAGUAAACUGAGCUCCUCUCUGGGCCGAUCAGCUGGGAAGAAGCUCCGUGCAGCCAUGGAGCCUGGACCAUGCAGUCCUGUCAGCAACGGAGGGGCAGCUCCUCUCCUGCUGCCAGUUCCCUCUGUACCAGGCCCUAAGUACCACCUCUUAGCUCAUACCACCCUGUCACUGUCACACGUCCAGGACAGCUUUCGCACACAUGACCUCACCAUCUCAGGCAACGAAGAGUGUUCGUACUGGCUGCCACUCUACGGCAGUAUGUGUUGCCGCCUCGCAGCUCAGCCUCACUGCAUGACCCAACAGAUGAUGAGUGGAUGUUUGAAAGUUAAGCAGUGUGGAGGUGACCCUCAGAGUUGGACAAAAGUGUACGCCGUUCUGAAAGGAACAAGCCUUUUCUGCUACCACCGGCAAGAAGACGUGGAGGCCAACGUCGAACCAGCUUUCACUAUUGCUAUCAACAAGGAGACCAGAAUACGCGCGUCGGAGAAAGACCCUCAGAGUAAAGUUCAGAAUAUCUGUAUAAGUAACCAGUACGGAGGUGAGGAGGUCACGCACACUCUGACCACAGACAGCCGCGAGGACACACAUCGGUGGAUGGAGGCCUUUUGGCAACAUUUCUAUGAUAUGAGCCAGUGGAAGCAAUGCUGUGAUGACUUAAUGAAAAUUGAACUGCCAUCACCGAGGAAACCGGCUCCUGUCACACCAAAACAGGGCUCUCUUUACCACGAAAUGGUUAUUGAGUCAUCUGAUGACCUCAGCACUACUGUGUCAGACAUCCUGGCUCGGAGGUUGCAGGAGCUGGAGCUCCGCAGCCAGCUGGGCACCUCUCCCACCUGGAUGUCUGUGUUUGAGGAGAACAACCCCAAAAGCGCUGGCCGCCCUCGUCCCUGUACUUCUCGUCUGUCUGGCCACAGCCCCUGCACCCCUCAUCGCCUGACCCAGAGCCCUGUGAGCCCUCACCGCUGCCCGCAGCUGGGUCUGCUGUCCUCUGAUGCAAGUCUGACGUCAGACAGCGACAGCCACUGCAGCACCAGUCCCUGUUCUCACCACCAUGGCUGGCCCGAGCCUUCGUCAAACCUCUCUCUCUCGUCAUCUUCCCCCUCCCGUCUGAGGCCACGCACGCUGUCGCUGGAUGCGAAGCUCAGCACCCUUCGAGGGAGGGGAUACGGAGGAGGAGGGACCUUCCAGGGCCCCUGCCAGCCUCCUCCCUCCUCGCUGCUCACCCCAAUCGCUGUCUCCUCUCGUUCGCCUCAAUCGCAGCGAAGCACACAGACCACACUCUCUUGCUCCAGCUCCACCUCCAGCAACAGCUCCAGCAACAGUGAGGGCAGCCACAGCCCUGAGUCAUCUGAGGGAGCCCCCUUCUCGAGGCCUUCCCCAGCUCGACGAAGCCUCAGGAACCUCAGGGCCAGACUUGAUCCUCGCAACUGGCUCCAGAGUCAGGUGUGAACUUGUUUCCUGGCAGACAUUUUAUGCUGACCUAAAGGCAAUAGUGCUCAUGAAACCAUGGUUUAACUGGCUUAACACAUGUGAACCCACCUCAGGCUAUCUGCUAGGCCAUAUGCGCAGUUCUGAGAAGGAUGAGCUGCCUUUAGCCUGUCUUCUGGUGGAGGGUGGAUCAUGGAAGACCCUGCUGGGGCAAACUGGAAUGUCUUCUAACACAAAAGACAGGUGACAAUCACUGCGGGCGACUCUGCACUUUGCCGGGUUGCCACAAUUUUGAAGAUGGUCCAAAACUAAAUGGGAGGUACUCUGCUUGCUUUGAGAAAUUAUGAUCUAAUGCUAAGUGAUGCUAAGAGCUAAGGACUUGAUCUGAUAAACAUGCCACACUAGGCCUACUACUCUGUCUUUGGAAUCUAAUUCUGAAACUGGAAAAGGUUUUGUUUUGUCCUCUGCAUCAGCCGUCCUGGCCACUCAAACAUUGUCUCAAGGUCAUCUCUGUUAAUGCACUAGCAGUGUUUUGACUGGGUGAUUCUUAUCUGUAUUUUAUAAAGAAAGGUUUGCAGUGUUUAUGCUAUGAAAGCCAGGAAGCAUGCGGCAAAAUGAACUUGGAAAAUGAACAUAAGGUAUAAAUCAGUCAAGAGUUUUCACAUGUAAACUGUCGAGUGUGGAGGGAAGGUUGAUGUUUGUUGCCUGUACUGUGAUAUCUACUUCAGUGUACUUUUCUAAUCAUUCACACAACAGAUGAUCUUUGUGGUUCUCCUAAAAUUACUAUGCACCAUUUUGUUUUUGUUUAGUUUUUUUUGUUGUUGUUUUUUUUUUUUUUUUGCAUGAUUACACUUACAGUUAAAAUGUUGAACUACUUGAGAUCAUUUCAACAAUGAAUCUGGUGAAAGCUUAACUUAAUGCAAGUGCUCAUACUUACUGUACUGGUUAUUACUGUGAUCUCUUCAGGGUAAAAAUCUGUUCUCUGGUCUUUACUUUCACACAUUUAUCUGCACACUUUGAGGGGCUGGGGACAGAACUGAGUAAAAGGUCCUUACAUACAUAGAGCAAACCCUAGAAUAAACUGAAAUUAACCAAAGCUAUUAAAAGUGUUAUUGAAAACCCAAGCCAUACUUAUAAUUCUGCUACACUGCCUAGCGGCAGUAUUGUAGGAGUUCAUUGAAUAGUGAUUCCUGCUUAUGAAAAAUCCAAUUAAAUGUGAAACGUCCACUUAGCUAUUAUUAUGCAACACAGAAAGAAAUCUUAGAAAUUAUUUUAUGGUGGCUGUAUUUUAGAAAACUAUCUGUGAAACAGAAUACUUACAUAAAACAAAGUCAGCUGUUAGGUUGUGAUAGUAAGAACAAAAUUUAAAUGGCUUGUUUACACUGCCACCUGUUUUUUUUGUUGUUUUUUUUGUUUUUUUCAAUUAUGUAAGCUGUUGUCAUUUAGACAACUCACAGCAGUUACUUCUUAUCACAAGAAAACAGAAUGAAUCUAGGGGAGUCGGUGUCUCGGUGCAGUACAGCCUCUUCUUCUCUGUCUCUGUUGUUUACUGUGGACUUUGGUAACAGUUUCCCUCUCUGGGCUCAGAACUCGGGCAACCAUUUUUACUAAGAUUAAAAACUGUCAAAUGCUUGAAAAACAGCAUUUGUUACUGUAAAUUAAUUUUUAUAAGUUAACAAAUAAACCUCCUCUCUUAGUCUUUUGUUACAUUAUUGAUUUUGUUAUAAAUGCAGCUAUAUUGAUACCUGAUUAUCAUGUUAACAGAUGAUGUGCAGAUCUUUAACUGUUAUGAAUAGAUAACAUUGAAUGUUAUAACCUUGCAAGAGUUUCCCUUGUUAGCAGGCUUUGUGUUCUGCACGUAUGCCGUCCUAGAAGGCGAACAUAAAACGAGAAAUGUGGAAAUCUCAUGUUUAAAUAAUAUAACAUUAAAUAUAAUAAAUGUUUUAUCAACUCACAA